GUGUGGCUGUGCUUUUCCUUUCCUUCUUCCCUAUGUCGCAGACUGGCAUCGAUUUUGCGACUGCUGUCAAGCAAGAGGCUGCCUAUCUUCGUCUCGUGCAUCCAACAUCAAAUGAUACUCCCUCAUGCUUCAGGUUAAUGGAGCUCGCAAUGGGCUGCCAUGGUAUUCGUUCCCAGGUGAAAUCUUGGUACCGGCACGGCGAAUCCGCACGAUGCGCGCACAAGCACGAUGACUUCAAGUUCUGCCUGAGCAUGAAAUGGAUGGAGAGCGACCAGCGGUACGAUGCAUGGAUUAAUAGACGGGCAGAAUGGUGGGCGAAGAGAAGGUUGGAUAAGAGCAGUGAGGAUGUAUGGGCCAUGCGAACGGAGCCUCGAACGUCGUUCCCCCGGCCGGUGACGGAUGAAGAGAUACGACAAGUAUUAGAAAAUACGGAAGAAACACUGAUGUAAUUAGCUAGACUUCUACAUUUAUUCGCUCGACUUCCUCGCUCAAGCUUGGCUUCUGCUUCUAUGAUUCUGUCUUUAUGACACAUUUUUACGCUUCCCCGGCUAUACAUGAAGCAGGACUCGUCAAGGAUAUUAGCGGUUGAGGAUGGUCAUGAAUCAAAUGAUCACGUUGUUGGUCAAACCUGUCAAUACCGAC
Molecule: messenger RNA, 642 nt
Organism: Desarmillaria tabescens
Lineage: Eukaryota; Fungi; Basidiomycota; Agaricomycetes; Agaricales; Physalacriaceae
Exons: 4
Coding region: 33-449 (138 amino acids)
Source: RefSeq, a predicted model, not a curated record